CCUGUCAUUUGUAUGGUGUUUUGGCAGUUUCCUACUCGUUAAAACUUUUAGAAAAAAAGAGGAAAGUGUUCAAAAUAAACGUUUAUACAAAGUUUAAAUGACGUAAUGGAUCGAGAUAGAAGUAAAGAUGCCUCCGAAGGUAUUGCACCAAUGGGAAUACAGGCAUUAAACGAUACAGUACUGAGUAAUCAGCCGGAGUCUCGUUAUGAAUGUCCCGUGUGCCUCAACUGGCUGCGAGACCCCGUCAUCACAACUUGCGGACAUAAGUUCUGUAAGAGCUGUAUCACCUCAUGGUUGCAGAACAGUGGCCACUGCCCCAUAGAUAACAUAAACCUGAGUAUGAAGGUGGAUAUAUUCCCGGACAACUACACUAAAAGGGAGAUACAAGAACAGAGAAUGAACUGCCCAUUUUCUACUAAAGGUUGCACAGUAAAAGUAACUCCACUAGACUUGGAUGCUCACAUAGCAUCAUGCGAGUACAAUCGACCAGAGACUUCAACACAGCCGGAGAUCAGAGUGCCAUGUUCUUUCCAAGCUGUCGGCUGCAAGGAGACAUUUGAUAGCCAGGAGGAUAUGAACCACCAUGCGGAGACUGAUGUGCAGAAACAUAUGAGUCUUCUAAUGAAUGCGUAUUCAGAAAUGAAGAUCAAUAACGACAUGUCGAACGCGAGUAUUGACGCUAAGGAACAGGAGGCCAUGACGCUUUGGGAAGCUCCGGACAAAGACGGUAACCAGGCUGCGGCUCCACCGCUAAAUAAUACUAGCGCACUUAUAAGGGCGCUAUAUGAGAGAGUAGUAGUACUGGAACAAAGGAAUCGUGAGCAAGAUAUAGUGAUAGCGAACAUGUCCAAGCAAUUAUCAGCCUUCGCUGUAGCCAAGAUGAAGCAAAAUAACGACAUGUUCCUUCGAUACUGUAUGGGGAACUAUGUGUGGAGGAUUGACAACUUUAAGGCACGGCUUGAUGCUAUGUUGAGGGAUCAUUAUAAAAUGCUGUACAGUCCUGGGUUCUAUACGUCACCUAAUGGUUACAGAUUCUGCGUACGCCUAAACAUAUCACCGCAAAACCCUCAUUGCUUCGCACUCCACGUCCAUCUAAUGAAGACAGAAAACGACGACUGUCUGGACUGGCCGUUCAAUGGACGCAUUUCCUUCGCAAUGAUCAACCAGUACAACCCUGAACUGACUCAGAAGGACACCAUGAUGUCCAACUCCUCACUGAUAGCUUUUAGAAAGCCGACAGCAGAGAUCUGUGUUCGAGGGUUCGGGUACACAGAAUAUGCUGUGGUCAGUGACGUCAUAAGGAACGGAUUUGUCAAAGAUGAUGUGCUCAUAUUCAGAGUGGGUAUCCGCUGUGUAUGACAUGAGGAGUAAGUUUUUUGUUUAGUAUUUCUCUUUUGUUUUUGUAGGUGUUGUGCAAAAUGAUCCUCUUUGAUGAAAAUUGUCAUGCAGUAUUUGUACUUUAUGCCGUAAUCGAUUGUGAAAGUAUAUGUGUCUGAUCAAGGAACUUGUAAGUCUAAAAACGCUUUUAUCUUAAUUGUAAUAAAGUUGAAUAUCUACAAUUUUUUUCUACUAUAAAAAUAUUUCCGUUGUCAUAAAAAGAUCAUUUUGCACAGUCCUAGAACAGGUAUAUAGAGGUAGUUAUGGGUCAUGUAGUUAAUUUUACAUAAAAGUAUUAUUUACGAAUUUGUAGCAGCUCAAAAGUAGAUUCUAUGUCAAUAUUAUAUACCUAUAUUGUAUAGUCUGUAUACAUAUCUACAUUCCGUCCAAGACUUACAUAGUGUUUUUGUCCAACUUUUUAAUGAACAAAAUGCUAUAUUUAUUAUAUUUAACCUCUCUCGGGUAUUUUAAUGUACGAGAGGUGCCCAUUUUGUAGACAUAGAUCUGUUAUUUAUUAAGAAUCUCCAUUGUAUAAACUGUAUUAAAGAUAAUAUGUAUACAUACAUAUAAUGUACUUAAUAGUCAGAAUAUAUGAAGAAUUAUAAAUGAAAAUAAUUCCGUCCAUGCCCCAGAGAAUUAUUAAAAUUAAAUUAUACAAGAAGUUAAAUAUAUAAUAUUAUUAUUAUAGCAUAUUAUAAACGUAGAAUAAGAGUAAUUUUAAUAUGAAUAAGUAUGUGUGUUAGUGACAAUUUGAUGUCGGAAAGUCAACCUUAACCCAUGGUAUGCCGGGAGCGUGGGUGGGUAUGUGCGAGACACGAGACAUAAUGUGUUUCCUAAUGUGUCUUAUAGGCAGAUAAGAAGUUAAUACCAUGAAGAUUCUCUGAAAAAAUAUCUAUGGACUAGUUUAACCUGUGGUAUGUCGGAGCGUAGGUAUAUCUAUGUGCGACACAACACAAUGCGUUUUCUAUUGUGUCUCGAAUACCGACAUACAAGAGGUUAAGUAAACUUAGAUCUGUAAAUCAGUAUUUUUACGUAAUAAUAAUAAUGUACUUACAUUCCACUUUGUGAUCGUCUGGAAAUUAUACACGUUUUUAGAAUUUUCUAGAUUAUAUUUAUUUGACUUCUGACUCUUGGUGCUUAAACGUACCUAAAUAUAUUUUGUUUUAUCUGUUAUUCAAUAAAAAUA
This is a messenger RNA of Spodoptera litura, 2563 nucleotides long. Its product is annotated as TNF-receptor-associated factor 6. Gene Ontology annotation, cellular component: plasma membrane signaling receptor complex. Gene Ontology annotation, molecular function: protein binding; ubiquitin protein ligase activity. The record is from RefSeq and is a predicted model, not a curated record. NCBI's taxonomy places the organism in Eukaryota, Metazoa, Arthropoda, Insecta, Lepidoptera, Noctuidae. Gene Ontology annotation, biological process: lipopolysaccharide-mediated signaling pathway; regulation of canonical NF-kappaB signal transduction; innate immune response.